Chrysemys picta bellii (western painted turtle) is the source of this 3238-nucleotide messenger RNA. It is a transcript of the gene TMA16, whose product is annotated as translation machinery associated 16 homolog. The record is from RefSeq and is a predicted model, not a curated record. Gene Ontology annotation, cellular component: nucleus. Lineage: Eukaryota; Metazoa; Chordata; Testudines; Emydidae.
CCUCCAGUCGUGUUUGGGGUAGUCCGCGGCUAGCAGUCAGCGGGCGGGGCGGGCCUACCACCCGCUGGGGAGACACGCACCCGGCACGGUCAGGAGCACAAGCCGCAGCCUGGACCGGGACAUGGCGCCGGGCCAGUGACGGAAUCACCGAGCGCAGGCGGAACGAGACCCUCGGGAGCGGGGCACUGAGCCGGGCUCUUUUCACUACGGACCAGACAUCCGGUUCCGGUUUCUGCAGCUGUGCCCGCCGCACCGCUCGAGUCGCCGUUGCCUGCCUGUGCCGCUCGCUCGGUGGGCGCGUGGGACUCGCCAUGCCAAAAGUACCAAAGGGCAGAGGAGGGCAAGAGAAAAAAGUCAUCCAUCCUUACAGCAGAAAGGCUGCUCAGCUUACGAGAGAAGCACACAAACAGGAAAAAAAGGAAAAGUUGAAGAAUGAAAAAGCCUUGCGUCUCAGUAUUGUAGGAGAAAAAUUGCAAUGGUUUCAAAGUCACCUUGAUCCCAGCAAAGCAGACUACACAAAGAAAGAAGCCUGUGAACUAAUUGAAAAAUAUUUACAUCGAUUCAGUGAUGAACUGGAACAGAUUGAGUUACAUAACAGCAUUAAAGGCAGACAGGGAAGGCAGCACAGUUCCCGGGAGAUAAUCAUCAAACAGACCAUAGAGCAUGAAAGACAACUCUAUGAAGGAUAUGGGAUAGACAUUCCUGACAUUGUGAAUGGCAAACAUCUUAAUAUUUUCAGAGAAUGGGAUGGCGAUCUGAAGAAACUGCCAAACAUUAAAAUGAGAAAAGUCUCUACUAAAGAUGCUGUUUGCAGUAGGACAGAGGUGACAAAUGGGGAAGCUGAAGAGGAAUUAGAUGCAGCAAAAGACACAGACUAAUGAGUACCAGCCAAUACAAAAGGUGAAACAGCUGAAAGGGACUGCCAGGAACCUAUUUGAACUAUCACUGGAAGCAAGAAUAAAGCUGGUAUUUUCAAUUAUAUUUGAGAAGACUUGGUUGGUUGAAUAUUUGAUUAGUUGAUUGUGCUUCACCCUGGCCUUAAGUUAUGUAGUGAAAUUUCAGCAAGCAGCAUGUUAGAUUCAGUGUGGUGCUUACUUAGAGAAAAAUGAAUGAAGGCUUUAAAAUCUAAAACUUUCAGAAAAUCUCCAUUUUCCCCCUACCUCUUCCACCCUAGCUUCUCUUGAGAGUGCAAGCCCCUGGGUAUGGGUUGGUGGGGAAUAGUUAUCUCUAGCCUAAUGGCUGUGGGACAGUGCACUCUCUGUGACUCGCCUGUUUUGGCAAAUGUCAUGGGGGGAAGAGGGGCUGGAUUUUCUUGGUAGUGUCCACUCAUUGGAUGAUGAUAAUGAGAACAUAAAUGUCAUUUAAUUUUGAUAAGUAGGUAAGAUACUGUUAUACAGCAGACUACCUUUACCCAUAACUUGGUCCAUUACCUGUGGCGUCUAAGUUAAGAUAAAAUGGUACUAAAUAUGUGACUUAAAUCUAUCCCCAUAGCCACCAUCUCCAGAUUUUCUUUACUGAGCCAGCAACCAGGCCCUCAGCAAAUUGUGCAUUUGGCUAAUGCUCAGGUAAUGGCUUAGAGAAGCAGGCUUUCAUACAGCCUCAUGUUAACAGACUUGAAAAGGAGCAUCAAAAAUUGGAGGAAGGCUUUUGGAGCCUCCUGUAAAGCAUCCCUCCACCUCCCUUUGUGCCUAAUUUGGACCCAUCUUUCAGGGAAGCCCUUGUCAGACUUGAGAACAAGCAAAAGAGAGAACAGUAGGAAGAAUCUCCUUCUCUACCCACGUCCUUUAAGCGCACAGGCCCUGCCCUGUAACUAAGAAAUGUAUGUCAACCUAGAAGCAUAGUGUCCCAUUUAGUGAUAAGGGAUAUCCAUAACUUGAUAAUCAGAAGGGUUCCUAGAUCUACAACUGCAUGAACUCAAGAAAAGCCUUUAACUCUAGGGCUGUAGAGGCAGAAUGUAUUUCUGCCACUAAAAGCUAUGUGCCUAAAUUGACCAUUUUCUGAUGCUAGGGGUAGCCAGUUAACCAUUUUAUGUAGGAGAUUUUAUUGCCUUCAUUACAAAGACUGAGUUGAUCACUAAGCUGAGACACUGUUGGUUAUUGGUGUGGCUUAGUAAAUAGAAUACUGGACUGAGGUUCAGGACACCUGGGUUCUCUUCCCAGCUUUACCACUGGCCUACUGGGUGACCCUGGUAAGUUACUUCCCUGUGUCUCAGUUUGCCUAUCUAUAAAAUGAGGAUGAUGAGGCUUAUUUCCCUUGUAAAGCACUUUGAGAUUGACAGAUGAAAAGUGAUGUGUAAGAGGUAAAUGAUAGUAUUUGUAGCAUUGCUAGCACAUUUACAUUUACAUAGGGAGUAGGGCUGGCUUUGAGGCAGAGCGUGGAAGACCCUAAAAUCCUUUCCCCAAUGAAGCCUUGAGCUAGCAGGGAGGGAUAAGGGGAAGCAAGGCGCACCUGGGAAGGAACCGUCUGCAGGGAGGGAAUGUCUCCUCAAGGGCUGCCUUUCACAUUUUUGCUCAGUUAAUCCAUCAUUCCCUAAGGCUGAACAUCUGAGCAUUCUCAUUCGUCCGUGCUAAAAAUUUUAUUGCCUGCUCUACACACCCUGCAUUGAUUUAACUAGAGAUGUGAUAACUGAUUUAGUUAAACUGGUGCAAUGUAUGUAUAAUUGCUCUUAACUCUAUUUAAAUCUGUCUCAUCUGCUUAGCUUGCCUAAAACCUGAACUCAUCUCACAGAUCUGAAUCACCAAUAGACCUGUGUCCACAGAGCAGGUUUGGGGGGGUUUUUUGGUUUAAAAACCAAUUUUAGUUGAAUUGGUGUAACUUCCAUAUGUAGACAAGCUCAAUGUUUCACUGUGGCGAUAGAAUCACUGCCAGAAGUCCUUUUUCUUCCGCAUUUUCUUUUAAUGGGAUGAAUAAAAGGGGCAGUAAGCCUUAUUCUUCCUGGAAUGACUUGAAAGGCUAGUUUGUCAUUGUAAAAGAUGUGGUGUCCUUAAUAGCACUGUGUUAAGCUGACAUUUGUGUAAACAUUUUUUUUUAAAUGUAUGCUAUUCGGAGUCAUGGAGAAUAUUAGAUUAGCUGUCUAAGUCUUUCCAUGAACAAUUCCAUUAAAACAAAAGGCAAUAUAUAAAGCAAAUGUAUAAUCUGUAAAGUUAACUUGACAAAAAUUGAGCAGUCUUGAAAUAAUUUGUAAUACUCGCUGCUCAUGUUAUGCAUUUUAAAAUAAAAGCGAAAUGAGAUAUAGAAA